This is a messenger RNA of Mauremys reevesii (Reeves's turtle), 750 nucleotides long. RefSeq names its product olfactory receptor 14A16-like. Gene Ontology annotation, biological process: G protein-coupled receptor signaling pathway. Gene Ontology annotation, molecular function: olfactory receptor activity. Lineage: Eukaryota; Metazoa; Chordata; Testudines; Geoemydidae. Bases 1 to 750 code for a protein of 249 amino acids. The record is from RefSeq and is a predicted model, not a curated record. The transcript is spliced from 2 exons. Gene Ontology annotation, cellular component: membrane.
AUGGCAUAUGAUCGAUACGUCGCCAUCUGCCAACCAUUGUACUAUGAGACUGUGAAGAAUAGGAGAGCUUGUGUCAAAACGGCAGCCAGUACCUGGAUCAGUGUUAUUCUCUACUCUGCAGUGCACGCUGUAAACACAUUUGCAAUAUCCUUCUGUGGAGGCAAUAUGGUGGAUCAGUUCUUCUGUGAAAUCCCCCAGCUCCUCAAACUCGCCUGCUCUGGUUCAGACCUCAGUGAACUUGGGUUUCUCAUCUUUAGUUUAUUCUUAUGCUUAAGCUGCUUUGUUUUCAUAAUUGUGUCAUAUGUUCAGAUCUUCACCACAGUGGUGAGAAUGCCCUCUGAGCAGGGCCGGCAUAAAGCCUUCUCCACCUGCCUUCCUCACCUCAUUGUAGUUUCCUUGUUAUUUUUCACUUCCGCUUUUGAGUAUCUGAAACCCAUCUCCAGCCCUCCAUCGGUUCUGAAUCUCUUGGAGGCCAUUCUCUAUUCUGUGUUGCCACCACUGAUGAAUCCGAUCAUCUACAGCAUGAGGAACAAGGAGCUCAAAGGCGCACUGAGUAAACUGAUAGGUUGGAGUCUCUGGGUUACCCUGGGCACCUGGGACCCCUGCAACGAGAGUGUGAUGUGGACUAGUGGGAUCCGUCAACGCUACGCUCGGCUCAUGCGGCGCCUCGUGGUCUCAGACACCAUCCGAUGGUCCAGCAACAUCUACAUCGAGCACAUCACUGGCCACCAACAGUGCCAGGAGGCAUGA